AAUAAAUCAUUAUAUGUCAAGUUUUGCUACAAGAACAAGCUAAAAAGUUAAAAUUGUUUAUUAUUUUAGAUUAAAGAAUGGUGGGGAGCAAAAGUAACCGUAGACCCCUAGAUGGAAGCCAAAAAACAAAAGAUAAAUGAAAUAGACUAAUAUAUUAAAGGAUUAAAUUAAUCUUUUAGUAACAUUAGUGCAUUGUUUCAGCGUAUUUAAUUUUAAAAUCAUCAUAGAAAUGAAUGCACAUAUGGGAAAGAUUAGUGCAAUCUCAUCUAAGCUUUUUGAAAGAGAGACAGACACAAACAAAAGAAUUGGGAUAGAAGUAGCAUCUAUGUUUGGAAAUUUAUCUGAAUUAUUUAGAUCAAAAGUAUCUCAAAAAAUAAAUUUAGAACGAACCUGUUUUAGAGAUUAAUAAAAAUUUUUAGGAUUGGUUUUAAACAAUUGAAACUUUAAAAGUACAAUUAGCUAACUUUCAAGAAAUUCGUUUAGUAUAUGAUCAUUACAAAAUGAAAAUAGAAGAAUUAGAAAAGGAUAGAUCAAAUGCCUUACAAAAGGCGUAACCUGAAGAUUUCAAAUUAGCUGAUAAAAUUAGAAGAGUAUUUAAAAAUAUAAUACUUAUAGAAUUAAAGCAAACUUUCGAGUUCUGAAUCUAAUUAUAAGUAAAAACUUUCAGAGAUACUAAAUAAUAUGAACAAAUUAUUAGGAAACUAUUAUAAAAUGAUUAAUUCAAGUCUUGAUACAGUAUUAAAUACUUAUUAUUUAGUUUAUUAAUAUAAAUUAUGAUUUGUAUAUGAAUGCUAAAUCAAUUGUAAAAAAGAAUUUAAAAGCUUUUAAUAAAUUUAAAUAUCCAGAAUAGGAACCUCUUAUUGAUUUACUGAAAGAGUAACAAGAAAUGCAAACACUUUUGGUAAUAGAAUUAUAAAAAGAAAAAGAAAAAGAGAAAGAGAAAGAGAAAGAGAAAGAAAAAGAGAAAGAGAAAGAGAAAGAAAAAGAGAAAGAGAAAGAGAAAGAGAAAGAAUAAGAUGAGAUAAAAUCGUAUUAAUAAUCUUAAUAAUUUGGACCUCCUUAGUAAAUUUCAUAAAGGGAUUUAAAUAAAUUUAAUCCUUUUGGUUAAACCUUACCUCCACAAUAUAUUAGUUCAUAAAUGAAUAACUUUCAAAAUAGUUUUGUAUCCUAAUAAUAAUUUAUGAAUCCAACAACACUUUCCCAAAGAUAAUCUAUGAGUAACAAUUUUAUGAAUUAACAGAAUUUCUAAUAACCCUUUGAUGAUGUUGGAUUUUAAAUGAUAACAGACAUGAGAUAAAGCUAAUUACAUAAUCAAUAAUUAUCUCAAAGUUCAAUAUUAAGCCCAACUAAUUUUGUCAAUAACAAUCCUUUUACAAGCUAGCAAUACAUAAAUUAAAGAUCUAGUUUAUAAUAACCGGUCUAAUCAUUCGAUACUCAAAAGAAUAGGACACAACAACCUGGGUCCUAAAAUCCAUUUUUUGAUUUUGAUGGGGAUCUUUCUAAAAGGGCUAUUUAAGAUAAUCCUUAUACCUAUAACUAAUAAUGGCAAGAUAAUAAAAAAACUAAUCCUUUUGCUUGA
This is a messenger RNA of Paramecium sonneborni, 1579 nucleotides long. The record is from the annotation of a GenBank genome assembly. NCBI's taxonomy places the organism in Eukaryota, Ciliophora, Oligohymenophorea, Peniculida, Parameciidae.